Messenger RNA from Prorocentrum cordatum, 1271 nucleotides. The record is from the annotation of a GenBank genome assembly. NCBI's taxonomy places the organism in Eukaryota, Dinophyceae, Prorocentrales, Prorocentraceae.
UCUGUACCAGCUGCUGAUGGUGAUGCUGAAGCAGGCAGGGGCCAGCGAGGACCUGCUGGCCUGGGCGCCCCUGAUGAACGCGGUGCUCACCGGCCUGGACUUCGGGCCCAAGGUGGUGCAGGCGAUGCUGGAGCGCGACGAGCAGCACACGAGGGAGAGGUCCCGCCUCGGGGAGCUCUGCGCGCUGCUGGUGGACUCCUUCACCACGUACAGCUCGGUGCACAGAGGGACACUGGUGCUGGUCCACUUCAAGAAGUCCACAUCCUUCUUCCAAGCCCGGGACGAGCAUUCCGCCAAGAUCGCGCUGGCGUUGGCGGGGCUCGCAGCACGGCGCACCAAGGAGAACCGCCAGCAGCCGCUCUUCCUGUGCGUGGUGUCGCGGGCGGGCCUGCUCACGGACGAGGCGCUGGUGCAGGGCGCCAUCGAUUGCGAUGGCCUGGUCCACGUCACCGACCUCAGCCUGUGGCACACGGAGCAGUACGUCCAGCAGCUCCUCUCCAACGACGCGUUGGAUGGCGACCUCAUCAACUACAUAUUCACGACCUCUGGCGGUAACCCGUUCGCCAUCCACGAGUUGUGCAACAAGUUGAUGGAAGAGCGCGUUCUGGUGCGGACGGCUGGGAGAUACGAGCUGGCCGAAGACUGGCGCGACCUGACGCGGCUGCACUGCGAGUUCCCCUACCCGGAGAAGCUGGUGGGGGUGGCGCUGGCGGAGUUCGAGAAGCUGGCCCCCGCGGAGCAGCACUUGCUCAAGAUCGCCGCCGUCUUCUGCCAGGAGACGUCCGAGGUCGCCAUCAGCUCCUUCUGCGCGCUGGACCUGGCUGAGAGCCUGCGGAAGAACCAGAGCCCCUCGAAUGGCGACCUUGCCGGCGGCGCUGUCAGGGCAGAGGUGGUGCAGCAGGUCGAGGAGCACUGCGUCCGGCUGCUGUCGGCGGACAUCUUCGUGGACGCCGCGCACCACCGGAGGAGCACCAUCUCGAGGACCGACUCCGAGGCGACCCUGGACGGACUGCUGGACGAAGAAGGCCUGGAGGACCUCGCCCCGUCGCCGCCGUCGCCGGACGCGUCCCCCUGCUCCGGCGGGGCGCGCUCCUGGAGCGGGGCGGUCCCAGGCGAGCCCGAGAUGCGGCGCUACUUCCGCUUCAAGUCGCAGCUGCUGCGCUACGUGGCGUCCACGCUCGUGCUUCAGGCGCAGAAGGAGGACAUCCUGAUCCGCAUGACGAAGUCAUCGCGCACCAGCAGGAGACUUCUGACAUCGCGCAGUGGGCAGC